Molecule: messenger RNA, 2096 nt
Organism: Archocentrus centrarchus (flier cichlid)
Lineage: Eukaryota; Metazoa; Chordata; Actinopteri; Cichliformes; Cichlidae
Product: heparan sulfate glucosamine 3-O-sulfotransferase 2-like
Exons: 2
Coding region: 306-1421 (371 amino acids)
Molecular function (GO): [heparan sulfate]-glucosamine 3-sulfotransferase activity
Source: RefSeq, a predicted model, not a curated record
GCCAGAGAGCGCACUGCUUUUCAUCCGUGCGUGAUGGCCACGGAAGCGUUCAGGAGUUUUAAAAUAGGAUGGUUCCGCAACUCGGUGCGCAGCGAAGGAUACCUUUUCAGGUAAGGAACUGAAAAGAUGGGACUCAGAUGGACUGUGGUAAUAUGCUCCGCGGUCAAGUGAUUAAAGUAUUACCCAUCAAGUGAUUGAAGUCUUCAGAUUUUCCUCUUUAACGCCCGUUAAGCGACUACAACAAUCAGAAAGGACGGAACGCAAAAUCAAUUAGAAAAUCAUGCACUGUUCAUAUCCAUGGAGAGAUGGCAUGCGUGCUCCUCAUCAGUCGACUUCUCCCCUUCUCACACCGGCUAAGAGGAACAUCCAUCUGCUUGUUAUCCCUUUUCCUUUCAUAUUUAUUCUACUGUGCUCUAUUCCCUGACGGUGCAAUCAUGCAAACGUCAGGUGAUCCGACGCCCAGCUGUCAGCGAGCAGAUGGAGCCAAAAGGCGCCUUCAGAAAUCCCUCUCCUGCCUUUUACCGUCGGACGCGAGGUUGAGCGGUGUUGAGGCGUCUCGGUUGAAAACCGACCAAAGACCUCAUAUCACUCAUCACGCAGCCAGGAACGACACGCCCAGCCCGCCUAUGAGUAAUUUAAAGUUCGGCAAUAAAAAGUUACCAAAUGCCAUCAUAGUCGGUGUGAAAAAAGGAGGCACGAGAGCUGUUCUGGAGUUCAUAAGAAUUCAUCCGGAUGUGCGCGCGGCUGGAACUGAAACACACUUCUUCGAUAGGAACUAUGACAGAGGCCUGGAGUGGUACAGAGGUUUGAUGCCAAGAACUCUUGAAAGCCAAAUCACAAUGGAGAAGACACCAAGCUACUUUGUGACGAAAGAGACACCGCACCGGAUUUCUACCAUGUCCCAAGAUACCAAGCUCAUAGUGGUGGUGCGAGACCCCGUCACUCGAGCAAUAUCCGACUACACUCAGACAUUAUCCAAAACUCCUGACCUGCCGAGCUUCCAGGAGUUGGCCUUCAGAAACCAGAGCCUGGGCAUCGUGGACAUGUCCUGGAACGCCAUUCGGAUCGGCCUGUACGCUUUGCACCUUGAAAACUGGCUCCGCUACUUCCCUCUGGCUCAGAUCCAUUUUGUGAGCGGAGAGCGUCUUAUCACAGACCCAGCAGGGGAGAUGGCUCGGGUGCAAGACUUUCUUGGGUUGAAGCGCAUCGUCACUGACAAACACUUCUAUUUCAACCGCACCAAGGGUUUUCCUUGCCUUAAAAAGCCAGAGAGCAGCAGCUCGCCCCGCUGUCUCGGCAAGUCGAAGGGGAGAACUCACGUGCAGAUAGACAGAGACGCUAUUGAGCAACUGCGAGACUUCUAUCGACCUUAUAAUGUCAGGUUUUAUGAAAUGGUGGGACAUGACUUUAAGUGGGAGUAGAGGUUUAAGAUGUAUUUUUAUGUGGUACAGGAAAGAGAUUAGCUAUUCCGCAAAUGUUCUUUUAAAAAUGGUUUGCCUUCAGUAAUAUGUCAAGGCUAAAGUGAAUAGCUAACUAUCAGCAGUCUCUAGACAAUUUCCGAGCGAAGCAGCCGAGGCAGUACUUUCCUUUGAAGUGACUCUAAUGAACAGAGUAAAAUCUAAGAUGACAUUGCUCUUGCACUUGUAAUGAUCAGUUACCAGCAUCAGCACCCUGUUUGUUGCCAGUUAUGGGCAUCAUUUUCAGAUUUCGGAUUGUGUUAGUCUGUAUUAUUGCUGACUAUAUUGCUGACUGCUUCAUAAAAAAAGAGAAAAUUUGAGGGGAAGGGGAUUAGUUCCUUUUAAAAUCUGCUUGACUAAUCAAAGUAGAGUUUGAAAGCAAGCCCUUGGAAAAUGUCAGUGAAGUCUUCAGGGAGAAGAGAAUUAAGCUGCACCACUGUGGCGGUAAAUCCAAAAUGUAAAGCCAUAAGGCAAGUAUGAACCACCUGAUAUUACUUAGUCUUUAGUUUUUGUUUUUUUUUUCACAGUGUGAAAGAUAUUUUCUUCCAUUCUUUCCGGCAUGAAUCAGAAAUGUGCUGUAACAAGCAUUUCACUCUGUACUCCGUGCUUUGUUUCCAAAUUCUGGUUUAUGUUUUUGUU